AAACUUAGGUCUAAACAAUGACCAUAAAAUCCUUUUAUAGACCCAAAACAUGAGUGGGGCAAAAUUAAGUUUCCUUUUCUUCCAAAGAUGGCUGAAAUACGCGAUCCUUUUGCAUCCACGAUUGGUGUCAAUCGAUACCAAGGAGUGGUGUAGAUCGACACCCUUCUCCAAUAUGCUCUCCGACUUAGUCUUUUCAGCAUCAGCUUUACAUAGCUCCAAAAUGUCCUAAAGUCUUCAAUUAUGCUCUAAACGUACCUGAACUUACAAAGACUCUAAAAAAACGAAAAAACUCUAUAAACAAGACCUAAAUUAUGGUCGAAAACUCAUAAAAACUAUGGUAUAUUAUCUCCUAAGACCGCCCAAGGCAUAGAAGAGAUUAUAAGAUCACAAGCAAGCAAGCCUAAAUCCUCCCACAGAUCUUGUCUCUCGUACUUACAGUUCACCACAUAGACAAAAGUGACAAGCAACCUCGCCAGAGGAGUGGAGAAGCUUCACAAUGUAAGUGAUGUGUUGACUCGAUUUUGAAUGGAUCAAUAACCCAGAUUCUGCCAAGUUUCGCAAAGUCAUAGUUCCCGCAAAGUUCCAACCCAUAAAAGAAGAUUUUAUAUGUUUAUGAGACUUAUUAAUCUUCUGAUAAGUCUCAAUAAGGCUACCAAAAAAGGGUUUACUAUACCUUAUCCAUUUUCUGAAGUUACUAUGCUUACUACUACUAUUAAAGCCUCUAAUAUUCCAGAAAAAAAAAAAAAAAAAAUCAACACUAAUAGGCGAGUUGAUUUAGACUUAGAGAGCUUCCCUAAGUUGCUUUUCUUGAGCCUCCACUCUCACUUCGAGAGAACUUUGAUAAACUUUAAGCUAUAUGCGUUUUUUCCUUCUUUAGUAGAGGGGUAAUCUGUGUCAGACUCAAUCGGGGCUUUCUGAUCCCGUGACGAGGCGGAGGAAGAAGAACUGAUGUCUGCUUCAGAAGAAGAGGGAGCAAUCUUGAUUGCCUUCCCUUUGCCUUUCCCCUUAGAGAGCUUCUUUGUAAACGCUUUUCCAAGGUUCAGCUAGAAUCCAAUAUCACCGAUGGGGCAAUCUUCUCUCGUCUUCUACUAUUAAGCCUUCGAGGUUGCCUUAGGAGAAGACUUUUUCUUCUUUAUUAUUGCCACCACUAAAAUCGGCAACUGCAGUUUAUUUUUCUUGCUUUUAAAGAAAGAGAAAAAAGUUUUUUUUUCCACGACGCUUAGCAAAGUUAACUUGUAUGCAAAUAUUAUGCUACUUGGUUUUUAUAUUUGUUUUUCGUUAUUAAUUUAUAUUCUAUUAUUUGUGAUUUUAAUUCAUUUACAAAAGUAUGUAUAUAUGAGAAACAUAAAAGUCGUACGUGUGGACAUGCUUCUUAGUUAUAGUAAACGACGUAGUUUAGGAGGGAUAUUAGGGAGAGCGUGACGGCCACAAGCUCUCCGUCCCUUUACCUUUCACAAAUUUUGUUUCCUUCUUCAUAAACAAAUCUCUGUUUCUCUCUUUACUAAAUCAGUACCACAGAGAGAGAGAGAGAGAGGGAGAAAGAGAGGGAGAGAGAGAGAGAGAGUUUUCAAUGGCUAUCAUCAGCAUGAGCACGUUAGGCGUGGGACUAUGUUACACCGGGAAGCUUCCGUUGAGGCGAGCCACCAGAGAAACGGGGAGGAAGCAGCAGAAAAUGGCGGUGGUGAGAGCAGAAGGCAGCGGAGGAGGAAUCAAUCCGGAGAUCAGAAAGAACGAAGAGAAGGUCGUUGACUCCGUCGUCGUCACCGAGCUUUCCAAAAACAUAACUCCUUAUUGCAGGUGUUGGAGGUCGGGAACAUUUCCAUUGUGUGAUGGAAGUCAUGUGAAGCAUAACAAAGCUAAUGGAGAUAACGUUGGCCCUCUUCUUCUUAAGAAACAGUAGUUUUUUUUUCUCCCAUUAAUUCAUCAAAUCUUUCGAGUGAUGAUGUAGUAAUAUUUACUCAUUCAAAUAUAUCAUUUUUAUGAGGAGCGAUAAUGGCGUUUAAGAGCUUUUCUUUCAAAUGAAAUUUGUUAGUUUAUGGUCCCUCACUAUACUCAACUUAUUCC
Messenger RNA from Thlaspi arvense, 2064 nucleotides. NCBI's taxonomy places the organism in Eukaryota, Viridiplantae, Streptophyta, Magnoliopsida, Brassicales, Brassicaceae. The record is from the annotation of a GenBank genome assembly.